CAUGUAGCUAAAAUUUCCUUUGAAAAUCACGGACUUAUUCUCGUCUCUUUUCACUCAUCCCCGCCGGCGCAGCCACAGAAGCGUCUCACUCACCGCUCAGUGUCAGUCUGUCUUUCUGUUCUGACCCAAGCCCUCUCUUGCCUUCAAGCCAGGAAAUCAGGUCAGCAUUUAUUUGUAGGAGCUAUGAUUAGAUUGUUUAAAGUUAAAGAAAAGCAGAGAGAACUUGCUGAAAAUUCAAACGGCGGAUCACCUCUCAAAAAGCAAACUGCAGGGGAGUUGCGUUUACACAAAGAUAUUUCUGAGCUUAACCUACCCAAAUCUUGCUCCAUAACGUUUCCUAAUGGAAAAGAUGACCUGAUGAACUUCGAAGUUACAAUACGUCCCGAUGAAGGACAUUAUCUUGGUGGUACAUUUUUGUUCUCCUUCCAAGUUUCUCCUGUCUAUCCGCAUGAGGCACCGAAAGUUAAGUGCAAGACUAAGAUAUACCAUCCAAACAUUGACUUGGAAGGAAAUGUUUGCCUUAACAUCUUACGCGAAGACUGGAAGCCCGUGCUCAAUAUAAACACCAUAAUCUAUGGAUUAUAUCAUCUUUUCACUGAACCGAAUUACGAGGACCCACUAAAUCAUGAUGCUGCUGCAGUUUUGAGGGAUAGUCCAAAGUUGUUUGAGUCUAACGUGAGAAGGGCUAUGCAUGGUGGCUAUGUUGGGCAAACCCAUUUCCCACGGUGUAUCUAGUUUUUGCAAGGUAGCACAAAGUCCACUUAAAUUUCCAUCGUUUACAUAAUGUUUGAGAAUAAUUUUUCCUGAAAGAUCAUUUACAUUUUUGCUUAACCAAAGCUUUCCUAAUGUUACCG
Hibiscus syriacus is the source of this 854-nucleotide messenger RNA. RefSeq names its product NEDD8-conjugating enzyme Ubc12-like. Gene Ontology annotation, biological process: protein neddylation. Gene Ontology annotation, molecular function: NEDD8 transferase activity. The record is from RefSeq and is a predicted model, not a curated record. The coding region runs from base 184 to 735 and encodes 183 amino acids. Gene Ontology annotation, cellular component: nucleus. The transcript is spliced from 6 exons. NCBI's taxonomy places the organism in Eukaryota, Viridiplantae, Streptophyta, Magnoliopsida, Malvales, Malvaceae.